Molecule: messenger RNA, 597 nt
Organism: Coffea arabica (coffee)
Lineage: Eukaryota; Viridiplantae; Streptophyta; Magnoliopsida; Gentianales; Rubiaceae
Source: RefSeq, a predicted model, not a curated record
GAAGAGAGAAUUGAGAAGAUCAUUCGUGGUCUUCUUAAGCUUCCAGAAAAUAAGAGAUGUAUCAACUGCAACAGUUUGGGGCCUCAAUAUGUAUGCACAACCUUCUUGACAUUCAUUUGCACAAACUGCAGUGGUGUACAUCGAGAAUUCACACAUCGAGUAAAAUCUGUGUCAAUGGCUAAAUUUUCUGCAGAAGAAGUAGAUGCUCUUCAGGCAGGGGGUAAUGAGCGAGCAAGGCAGAUUUAUCUUAAAGAAUGGGAUCCGCAUAGAAAUUAUUUUCCUGACGGGAGUAAUCUUCAUAGACUUCGUGAUUUCAUCAAGCACGUCUACAUAGACAGAAAAUAUGCUGGUGUUAGGCGUAAUGACAAGCUUUCAAUGGUUAAAGCGAGUGCAAAGGAGGACCUCCAAGAGCGGCAUUCUUUUGAAACAUCCCGUCGUGGUGCUAGAGAAGAAUUUUUUCAUACGGAUGAUGCUCGGAGAGAUGAUUUCUUUGAGCGGCACUCAUUUGAACAUUCUUUUCUAAGUAGAAACGAUGGCAGAAAUUUGAAAAAUCACAUUGAUCAAGAAAUAGCCCUCGAUACAAACAAGAAAUGCUGA